AUCGUUUAAUACUAAUUGAUUGUUAUAUAGAAAGAUUAUUUUUUCCAACAGCAGCAAGUUUAAUUUUUAUUGGAACUAUACUUAAUCUAUUUUCAUUAUAUUGUUUUCUUAAAAUGAAUAAACGAAAUUCACAAAAUGUUUAUCUAUCUGUAUUAGCACUAGGAGAUACACUUAAUUUACAUAUAAAUUUUACAAUUCCAAUAUUAAGACAAAUCGAUACAAUCGAUGACUAUUUUCAUAAUUCUUCAAUUCUAUGUCGAGUAAAUGGUCUUUUAACCGAAUUUUUUUUAAUAUUUCCAACAUGGAUUGUUGUUUUAUUAACUUUUGAACGUUUAAUAUGUGUUUUACGACCCCUCAAAUGUCAUUCAUUAUAUACACAUAAACGUGCAAAAAUUUCAAUAUUUAUAUUAGUAUUAAUCGUUAUAUGUUUAUGUAUUUAUCGUUUUUUCGAUUUAAAAGGUAUUGAUCAAGUUAGUGUUUUUUCAAUAGUUGCAUGUGAUGGAAAUACAUAUAAAACAUUGAUAAUAAUAAGACAUAUAAAUUUAAUUAUCUGGGCAAUUUUACCGGAAUUUUUAACAUUAAUAAUGAAUUUAAUUAUUAUUUAUAAUAUAAAAUUAGCAACACAAAGGUUUGAACCACUUUAUUCUCAAGCACGUCAAGCGAAAUUUAAUCAAGCAACAAAAACAGUUUUACUUAUCUCAAUACUAUUUUUAAUAUUUCACACGCCAACAGGUAUUAUGAUUGGUCUUAAUUUAAUUUAUGCUACUAAAGAAAGAACAAUUGGUUUAACAAUAAUUCUUGUCUCAAGAAAAUUCACAGUUAUACUUUAUGAAAUAAGUUUAUGUUGUAAAUUUUUUAUUUAUAAUCAAACAUUUAGAAAUUUUAAAGAUAUAUUUUAUACAUCAAUAUCACGUUUUACUCGUCAUACAAAUUCAGCUAAAUUAGGUCGACCAGUUUUUGCUACAAAUCAUGCACAUUAUCAUCAAACAAAAUCAUUUCAAUUUGGUCAAAUGAAAUAUAAUACUGUUUAUCGAGCUAAAGAAACUGAUUUAUUAGUUCAUCAACAACCUAAAUGUUCAUUAAUAACACCAACAAAUACAUCAAGAGCAAGUCGAGAUCAAGAACAACAACAACAACAACAACAACAAUCAUUGAGUGUUGCAAUGACAAAGAUAAAUGAUUGUAUUAAAAUAACAUUACCUGAAACACCUUUUUUAUUAAGAAGAUUAUCAACAGGUACAAGAAUGCGAUCCAAUAAACAAUUAUUAUGGCAUAUUAAAUCUCAAAUAACGUUAUGA
Rotaria sp. Silwood2 is the source of this 1298-nucleotide messenger RNA. The record is from the annotation of a GenBank genome assembly. NCBI's taxonomy places the organism in Eukaryota, Metazoa, Rotifera, Eurotatoria, Philodinida, Philodinidae.